AUGGCAACCAUUACGCAGACCGAGACAAGCACCGAGGCGAUCGAGCUUCGCGACCAAAAAAAUGCCCCAAGCAAUUCACUCGACGACACUGAGCCACCGCCUUCAUCCAACAAGCCCGAUACCGCAGAACUACUCAAGCUCCUGAGUGCAGGCUUCUCCUUCUUUGUCGCCGGAAUCAACGAUGGAAGUAUCGGAGCCCUGAUUCCUCACAUCAUCCGAGAUUAUCGCGUCACCACGGCCAUUGUCUCAUCAGUUUACGGCGCAAACUUUAUGGGAUGGUUUAUUGCCGCAUUUUCUAACACUCAUCUUUGCCAAGUCUUUGACCUUGGCUCCAUGCUCGCCCUCGGAGCUAUUCUGCAAGUUAUUGCACACGUUCUGCGACCUUGGAAGCCGCCAUUUGCCCUCUUUACCGUGACCUUUUUUAUUAGUAGUCUCGGCCAAGCGUACCAAGAUACGCACGGAAACACGUAUGUUGCUGGUACAAAGGCAUCACAUCGAUGGCUGGCCUUUAUUCACUCCAUGUACAUGGCGGGUUGUCUCGUGGGGCCCUUUGUCGCUACUGCCGUAGCCGCAGGCACACCGAAAUGGUUUCUAUUCUAUACGUUUCCUCUUGCAAUUGGUGUUCUUAACGUCGCAUUUGUCUUUUAUGCAUUCUGGGAUACUCUGACACUCAAGAGAAAGCGGCCACUUACUGAGCGGACUCUCGAGGCUGAUGAGUUACCGGCUUCAAGGAACGAAGACGCAUUCUCUUUAAUAAAAGACACAUUUAAGAACAAGGGUUUCUUACUUAUUAGCUUGUUCUUCUUUUUUUACCUUGGCGCCGUCCUCACAGCCGGUGGAUGGGUUGUUGAGUAUCUCAUCGUUGUUCGCGACGGCGAUAUCAACCAGAUGGGUUUUGUAUCUGCUGGCUUUAAUGGAGGAUCACUACUUGGACGAAUGCUGCUGGCUGAGCCCAUACAUCGCUUUGGGGUUCGCAAGAUGAUUUUCAGUUUUACAAUUAUCAGCAUCGGCCUUCAGUUGCUGUUCUGGCUGGUUCCAAAUAUCAUUGCUGCUUCCAUCGCUAUCAGCUUUUUAGGUUUCUUCACGGGUCCAUACUUUGCUACAGGCGUCUCGGUCGCUUCCAAACUCUUCGAUGAUAGCAUCAAGUCCACGGCCCUGGCGUUUGUGUUUGUCUGCGCACAACUCGGAGGUUGUGUGUUCCCAAUCAUAACUGGUCUCGUGGCAUCCAGCGCCGGCGUCAAGGUUUUGCAGCCUGUUCUUUGUGCGCUUUUGGUCGCUACAGCCAUUUCCUGGUUGUUCGUGCCCAUGCCCAAGGAGAAUGACAAUCCGACGUUGCACCAGGAGUAG
This is a messenger RNA of Fusarium oxysporum Fo47, 1347 nucleotides long. RefSeq names its product major facilitator superfamily domain-containing protein. Bases 1 to 1347 code for a protein of 448 amino acids. Lineage: Eukaryota; Fungi; Ascomycota; Sordariomycetes; Hypocreales; Nectriaceae. Gene Ontology annotation, biological process: transmembrane transport. The record is from RefSeq and is a predicted model, not a curated record. Gene Ontology annotation, cellular component: membrane. Gene Ontology annotation, molecular function: transmembrane transporter activity. The transcript has 4 exons.